Molecule: messenger RNA, 3228 nt
Organism: Branchiostoma belcheri (Belcher's lancelet)
Lineage: Eukaryota; Metazoa; Chordata; Leptocardii; Amphioxiformes; Branchiostomatidae
Product: protein fem-1 homolog C-like
Exons: 2
Coding region: 43-2112 (689 amino acids)
Molecular function (GO): protein binding
Source: RefSeq, a predicted model, not a curated record
CGUAUUCUCAGAUGGAAGUGCAUGGCAUCUUCAAGUCACUAGAUGUCGCUUUUGAGACACAAAGGUCGUCUGCGUCCGAUCAAGAUUUUACGACAGUCGCAAACGACUCCACAUAGCAUCCGCCAUGUUUUGCCACAAUCGUUACGUCUGCUGCGAGAAAUUCGGCAAAUAAAGAGGAAGUUUGGAUCGCAAAUAAAUAGCUGCCAUGUUCAUCGUUACUCUUUCAUGAUACCCCAGAGAGGCGUUUCUCCCAUGGAGAACAGAGCGGCGGUGUACGACCUGGCCAGGGAGGGGAAACUGGCCGCGCUGCGGACUCUACUCGACCAGCAAAGUCCAGAGAUAAGAUCGGCACUUCUGAAUGCGACUACAGAAGGCUCGACUCCCCUCAUCGCAGCUGCGCGGUACGGCCACCUUGAUGUCGUGAACUAUCUCAUCGAGGACUGCUGCGCCGACGUGGAGCAGGGAGGGUCCGUCACGUUUGACGGGGAAACGAUAGAGGGCGCCCCGCCGCUGUGGUGCUCGUCGGCUGCCGGCCAUCUCAACAUCGUCAAGUCUCUCAUACAACAUGGCGCCUCUGUCAACAACACCACGCUCACCAACUCCACCCCGCUCCGAGCCGCAUGUUUCGACGGCCAUUUUGAAAUCGUGAAGUACCUGGUCGAGCACCACGCCGACCUUGAGAUCUCCAACCGUCACGGUCACACCUGCCUCAUGAUCGCCUGCUACAAGGGGCACAGGGACAUCGUAGAGUACCUACUGAAACUGGGCGCAGACGUGAACAGGAAGAGUAUAAAGGGCAACACGGCCCUGCAUGACUGCGCUGAGUCAGGAAGUCUGGAGAUCAUGAAAUUGUUGCUGAAAUACAAGGCCAAGAUGGCCAAGGACUCGUACGGCAUGACGCCGCUCAUGGCGGCGAGCGUCACGGGACACACCAACAUCGUUCACUACCUGAUCGCCAGGCACGAGUGUUCUCGGAAAGAGAGGAUUGACGCGCUCGAACUCUUGGGCGCAACGUUUGUGGAUAAGAAGCGGGACUUGCCGGGGGCGUUAGAGUACUGGAGGAUGUCCAUGGACGAACGCUUUGCCAACAGGUGGGACAUCGUAACCAAACCGCCUUCCAAGAUGGUGACGGCAUACGACAAUGUCGUGGAGGUUCAGACGUUCCGGGAACUGGAGGAACUGAUGGCGGACCCAGACGAGAUGAGGAUGCAGGCUCUGCUGAUACGGGAGAGGAUUCUCGGGCCCUCUCACCCCGACACGUCGUACUACAUCCGUUAUCGCGGCGCCGUGUACGCGGACGCGGGCAACUUCGACCGCUGCAUCGUCCUGUGGACGUACGCCCUGGACAUGCAGCAGUCCAACCUCGAACCGCUCAACCCCAUGACUCAGAGCAGCCUGCUGUCCUUCGCAGAACUUUUCUCCUACAUGUUGCAAGAGCCUCCACCCAACAGUUACAACACCAGGAAGCUGACCUUUCUAGACACCUUGACUGUUUUUGCCAAAGCCGUAGCGGAGGUGGAGAAAGGGAUGCUCCACUACAUGGCGACCCCCCUGCAAGAGAAGGACAUCACGCAUCUCAACAGGGCUAUCCUCAUCAUCAUGCACUUGAUAUGUCUCCUCACCAAGGUCAAGUGUACUGUGAGGGAAGACUUCCUAAAACGGCAGGCGGUGUACCGAUUCUUACACCUCAAGCCGCGGGGGGCAAAAGGCAUGACUCCACUGCAUUUCGCGGUGGAUGAGGCCACUACGACUGUGGGGAGGUACCCGGUAUGCAAGUUUCCAUCUCUAGAAGCUGUUAAGAUAUUAAUUGAGUGCGGGGCAUGCUUGAACGCGGUGGAUGUAGAAAACAACACUGCGCUGCACAUAGCAGCAAAGAACAACCAGGCGGACAUCAUGAAAGAGCUCCUCAAGGCAGGUUUACACUUCGAUGCCUGCAACCUGGAAGGCAAGACUUCCUUCGACUUGCUUCCAAAGAAGUCGUUGGAGAAUUCCAUCAAUCCCCUCAACUACACUUCCUUGCAAUGUCUGGCUGCCAGAGCAAUCAAGAGGUUCCAGAUCGAAUACAAAGGAGUCAUACCGGCAAAACUGGAGAGCUUUGUGGCAAUGCAUUAAUCAUAAUCAUGAACUUGUUGCAUAAUGUUGUGUGAAAAUCGGGCAGUGAAUUGUAGAUGUUUGAAUCUACCAUUUGGCAUACUAGCAAUCUUAUUGAUGGAUCUGUGUCAAGUUUAACUUUGCUGGCAAACUCUGAUCACAUAAUCUGUAUGUUUUUUGCAACAGGUAUUGUUUUUGCAACAGGUAUUGUUUCAGGAAGUUGAUACGAAGGGGUUAGGUGGCACUAUAUUUGUGCUACAAUUUUAUCCCUUCUGAUGUAUUUUUGACGUACUUUAUUUGUCCUUACAUUUUACAAAGCAACCAAUUUCCGACUUUGAAAUGAAGGGUGGGACUUCAUUUGAAAGUACAGUGAUUCUAGAUAGAAAUUAUAAUUGCAGAUUCAUUAUUACAUCUGCUUUUUGUGUUUGAUGUUUCACAUGAUGACUACAUGAUACAUGUAUGUGGUAUGUAUUAAACACUCGUAAACUGUGGUGAGAAGCUGAUAUAUGUCAAGUAACAAGAAUGGACUUCAACAUUCUUAAAAUGGGAUCCAUCUUGCUUUGCAUAGAACACCUUUGAUCCAACCUCAGGUUGUGCAAAAUGCUUUCAGACUGAAAUGUAAUUGGGGAAGGGGCCUUCAAUUUUUGCCAUUUGCCAAAAUAUGAUAUCUCGGACAAAUAGUGAAAUUUUUGUGCUUGAAAAAACAAAUGGUAAUUGGUAAAAAAGGAGUGUUAUAAUAUUUUAAAUGGACAAUCCCAUGUAUGGAACCCUCAAUCCAUUGCUGCAAUAUAGUCAAAUCUAUCUGAUAUGGAAUGGAAGUUGUGUGUUGUCAAAGUAGUUAAAUACUUGUUGAAUUUGAAAGCAGUUGACCAUACUUAUGACCUGUUCAUACAGAAGCUAGCAUGUGAAUAAUAGUAAUUAUAAGUAUGAAAACUAUAUCCAUAAUCUAUUUCAUAAAGCUGGUUCAGUUGUACAUUGGUUUUUUGAAACUACAAGACAGUAUACAUAUGUAUUAUGAUAGUAAAUUCUUUUUCGUAACACCAACUAUUGGAACAUUUUGAGGCUUGUGACCAUUAUAUGGUGACUUUGCUGUGUCAGAAUUUACUGCAAAAGGUGAUGAUAAACAGAUUUGUGGAU